AUGUUACUCUCCCUCGUCUCGUUAUUACCCCUCAUACCAUACUCGGUGGCGAUCACCAUCCCCAGAGGAGGUGUCUCACCAUCUCGUCCUCUACCUCGGUCAAUGGAAGAGAGACAAUCGGAUGGGAUAGGAUGGCAUGGUUAUAGGAGCGUUGGAUACUAUCCAAAUUGGGUGAUAUACAACUCCGACCCAUUCGCAGUCACCAAUAUCACCGCAUCUGAUUAUACACAUAUCAUCUACGCGUUUGCCAACGUCGAUUUGGAUAGCGGACAAGUAUUCUUAGGUGAUGAUUGGGCUGAUACCCAAUACCCUUAUCCCACCGACGAUACCAACGAAGAAGGUAAUAACCUCUAUGGAAACUUGAAGCAGCUUUUCUUGCUCAAACAACAAAACAGAAACCUUAAAAUUCAACUUGGUAUUGGAGGUGCCACCUAUUCUUCCAACUUUAACGGUAUCACCUCUCAAGAAUGGCGAGAAACGUUCACCACCUCGGCAGUGGAUUUGGUAACUAAUCUGGGAUUUGAUGGGCUAUGUCUCGAUUAUGGUAUGUCGAACUCAUUCCGCAAUAGUAAGCUCCUUCGAGUCCUUGCGAGACAUACUUGUGGGAGGCGAAUAAUGACUCAGAAGGUCACUCACAGUCCAAUGAAUGCACAAACUGCUCCGCUCGUCGAUCUCUUCAGAAGAUUACGACUUGGUCUGAACUCGGCUGCCAGCCAGAUUGGAGGUGGUCAUUUCAUCUUAUCGUGGGCUGCAUCUUGUGGAGCAUACAAUUGGGCUGCACAAGAUGUACCAGGAAUGAAUCAAUACCUCGAUUACUGGAAUCUGAUGGCUUAUGAUUUCUCCGGACCCUGGAUCGACACUGCUCUUCCCGCCUCGAAUCUCUACCCUGAUGGACGAUCGUCAGAUGUCGGUGCAUCUGGAUCGCAGUGUUUACAACACUAUGUUGAUGAAGGUGUUGAUCCUAGGAAACUCAAUCUUGGUAUGCCACUUUACGGAACAGCAUUCACAGGCACUCAAGGCAUGUGGACCUCAUGGACUGGUACUGAACAAUACGAUGUAUCUGAACUACCUGUCGAUGGAGAUACCAUUGCUUACAAUGCCAUUUUGGGCGGGUCAUGGAGUUAUAACCCAUCGAAUGGGCGAGUCGUGUCGUUCGACACUCCCACCUUAGCACUGCAAAAAGCAAUCUACGUGAUCGAGCACAAUAUCGGGGGUAUGAUGUAUUGGUCUAUUGAUGGUGAUUACUCGAGACUCCAAUCUGAAGGUGCUAGUAGACCUGGUAAUUUGAGUGCAGAGAGAUCAACUGACUGGAGUAAGAGAAAUGUCGACGGAAGGAACGAGAAAGGCGGAGAAGGCGACGGAGAAGAAGGUGGCAAUUCAGGACAUGGCGGUGGAGGACAUAACAAUUGUACGGAGGAAGAGCACGGUGGACACGGCCAUGGCGGUGGUCAUCAUGAUUGUACCGGAGGAGGAGACGAUGGCGGUAACGGUGGUGCAAAUAACAAUAACACUGUCCCCAUCAAUACUGCUAUUGGAUAUAGCCUGGUGGAUACGGUCAUCACUGCUUUCAAGAGGUAUGGAGGUGGAUUGGACACGACUACUAACAGGUUGGAAUAUCCUACUUCUGAAUACGAUAACCUUCGAGCUGGGUUCCCCUGA
Kwoniella mangroviensis CBS 8507 is the source of this 1659-nucleotide messenger RNA. RefSeq lists its product as uncharacterized. Gene Ontology annotation, cellular component: extracellular region. Bases 1 to 1659 code for a protein of 552 amino acids. Gene Ontology annotation, biological process: carbohydrate metabolic process; chitin catabolic process. The transcript has 14 exons. Gene Ontology annotation, molecular function: chitinase activity; chitin binding. The record is from RefSeq and is a predicted model, not a curated record. Lineage: Eukaryota; Fungi; Basidiomycota; Tremellomycetes; Tremellales; Cryptococcaceae.